AUGCAUGCGAUCGAUUUCAAGGAGAUGAAGGAGAAGGUCGCAGAGGGUUUCCUGCCCUGGCAACGGUCGUUUCAGUUCUGGGCUCGUGCCGCCGAUAUCUACACCGGAUACAAGUUAUUUCAACUCCGAGUCAGCUUCGUCAAGGAUGUCAAAAUGCAGGAGGAUCUGUGGGAGAGACAACAUGAACUUGCUGCUCUCAAAAUUUACUCUAUGUGCUCUGACCUUGGUGGCUUCUUCCUUAAGAUUGCACAAAUUCUUGGUAAACCUGACAUGGCUCCAGCUGCCUGGGUCAGAAAACUCGUUACUUUAUGUGAUCAAGCUCCUGCAACACCAUUCCAUGCGGUCCGACUUGUCUUAGAGAAAGAGUUAGGUAAAAGCAUUGAUCAAGUGUUUGAAACAUUUGAUGAUAAGCCUCUUGGGUCUGCUUCCAUCGCUCAGGUUCAUCGAGCAAGAGUAAAGGGUGACAAGAGGGAUGUUGUUGUUAAGGUCCAACAUCCGGGCGUUGAAAAACUGAUGAUGACCGAUAUAAGAAACUUGCAAGUCUUUGCAUUAUACAUGCAGAAAACAGAUAUCAAUUUUGACUUGUUCUCCGUAACAAAGGAAAUCGAGAAGCAGAUUGGGUAUGAAUUCGACUUCCAAAGGGAGGCCAAUGCAAUGGAAAAGAUCAGACGUUUUCUUUAUGAUAACAACAAAAAGAGUCCUGUUCUGGUUCCCAGGGUGCUGCGACAUUUGGUGACAAGGAGGGUUCUGGUUAUGGAAUACAUUAAUGGAAUCCCGAUCUUGAGCCUCGGCGAUGAGAUGGCCAAAAGAGGGAUAAAUCCUCGUGGCAAAUUGGCAGAGUCAGCAAAAUGCAAUAUACUUAGCAGUUUGUCCCAAGCAUAUGGCCAAAUGAUACUGAAGAGUGGUUUCUUUCAUGCGGAUCCACAUCCAGGGAAUAUCUUGAUUUGUAAAGGUUCAGAGGUUGCACUGUUGGACUAUGGUCAAGUGAAGGAACUCCCUGACCCCCUGAGGCUUGGUUAUGCAAAUUUGGUCAUUGCCAUCGCUGAUAAUAAUGCCUCACUGGCAUCACAGAGCUUUAGGGAACUUGGUAUAGCUACAGUUGCCAAGUGUGAGAAUGAGCAACAAGAACUUCUCCAGCUAGCAAAAACAAUGUUCGACACAAAGAUGCCUCCUGGGAAAGCAGUUUUGCAACCUUUCUCGGAAGAUUCUUCGAUCAAAAAGGUUUCUGUCGAGGCAUUUCCAGAGGAACUUUUCUCUGUUCUUCGCACAAUAAUUCUGUUAAGAGGACUCAGCGUAGGUAUCGGGCUCAACUACUCGUGUGCUCAACAGUGGAAGCCAAUUGCAAAAGAGGCUUUGCUUGCAUCUGGGAGACUCUCAACAGGUAUUAAGCCGAAACGUCGAUGCAGCUCUCUGAGAAGGCUAUACCCAGGAGAUUAA
Molecule: messenger RNA, 1437 nt
Organism: Arabis nemorensis
Lineage: Eukaryota; Viridiplantae; Streptophyta; Magnoliopsida; Brassicales; Brassicaceae
Source: the annotation of a GenBank genome assembly